AUGAGGUCUCAACUUUUCCUUUACGCCGCCAGUGUGCUGGUCAGUACGGCUACUGCCAGCUUUGACGGUAACCUCAACUAUGACAGUCCUUCCAAGCGUCAUGAACGCCUAGGGAUUGACGUUGGUCUUGUUGAGCGUCGAUCAUGGAAGCGUGACAAUGUGGAAUAUAAGCCUUCGGAGCUGCAUUUCACUCAUGGCAUUGCCUCAGGUGAUCCUUGGUCUGAGAGUGUUAUUCUCUGGACCCGUGUUGCCCCGUCAAAUGACUCCAGCCAGAGUGAAGUGACGGUUGAUGGCACUGCUCCUCUGUAUAGCCACGAGAGGGAGAAGUAUAUCAAGGCUGAUCCUAACCCCAUCUGUCUUGAGUGGCAGGUCUUCAAGGCCGAAAAGCCUGAUAGUAAGGACCGAAAGGUUGUUGCUAGUGGCAAGGCAUAUACAACGUCUGAUAUUGACUACACUGUCAAGGUUGAGGCCAAGGGUCUGAAGCCGUUGACUUCGUACUUUUACCAGUUUAAUGUGUGCGGAUCUACCAACAAGAGUCCUGUUGGACGUACCAAGACGGCGCCUGGCAAGGAUGACGCUGUGUCUAAAUUGAGCUUUGCUGUAUUUGCGUGCGCCGACUACCGCAAUGGUCACUUCAAUGCCUAUGGAAACGCUGCUAGAAAGGAUAAGCACGACUAUGUCAUCCAUCUUGGUGACUACAUAUAUGAGCAUGCAAGGCCGGGCGGGCGUGUUAUGAAGCCCCCUCGUAUUCUUUGGACACUUGGUGACUACAGGACCCGACAUGGACAGUACCGAACCGACCCUGAUUUGCAGCUUCUUGCCCAGAACCACCCUUGGAUUACGACUUGGGAUGAUCACGAGUUUGCCAACAAUGGCUGGAAGGACGGAUUCAGUGAGCUUAACAACACUGAGGACUCGUUCCUCAAGUCUGGGUUUAAGAUUACUGUUGAAACUCGCAAGGCUCAUGCUGUUCGAUCGUACUUUGAGUGGAUGCCCAUUCGUCAAGCCGAUCUUGACGAUGGCCUGAGAGUCUGGAGAAACUUCCAGAUGGGCAAGCUGCUGGAUCUUGUCAUUCUUGACACCCGAAACUACGACCGUAGUAUCACCAACCUCAACUGGAAUAAGAACUACAUUACCAAGAUUUCCGAUGAUGCCAGCCGGUCUUUGAUGGGACCUCGUCAGGAGAGCUGGUUUUAUCGAACACUCAGCCAGUCCAAGAAGCGUGGUGCAAGGUGGCGCAUCAUUGGUAACCAGAUUAUCUUUUCACGCAUAUACCAGGAUGACAAGUUUGGGCUGGACGGCGAUUCCUGGGAUGGAUAUAUUGCAAACCGCAACAGGACUCUGGAACAUCUGUAUGACAACAAAAUUGACAACAACAUCUUCCUGGCUGGAGACACGCACCAGAACUGGGCCUCGGAUCUUGCAUGGCUAGGCACGAAGCCAUACGACAAGGCAACUGGGAAUGGAGCCAUUGGAGUUGAAUUCGCCGGCACGGCAGUCAGCUCUGGCGGACACCAGGGACCUAUCGAACCUGUUGCUGGUAACAGUGCCCGCGCUUUUCUCCGCCGUAACGAGGAACUUGGCUGGCAGGAGGGUUAUUAUCGAGGAUAUUUCCACUUGACUGUUACUCCGGAGAAGACCACGGCCCAGUACUACGGAUCUCCCACUGUCAAUUUUCGCAACGGCUGGGAUCUCCCGCUGGCCAACUUUACCGUUGCUGCUGGCGGCAACAAGAUAGAUAGACCUAUUGCAGGUGGAAGAGUUGAGAGUGGUGCGCUCAAGGGUGGUGAGGUCAAGCACACUAACUUGACGCUGAAUACGGAUACUGGAAAAUGGCAGGUUAUUGGGUUUCCGAAGAUGUACCUGGAGAGUAUGGAUAAGAAGAAAGAAGUAUGA
Pochonia chlamydosporia 170 is the source of this 1896-nucleotide messenger RNA. RefSeq names its product alkaline phosphatase. Bases 1 to 1896 code for a protein of 631 amino acids. The transcript is spliced from 10 exons. The record is from RefSeq and is a predicted model, not a curated record. NCBI's taxonomy places the organism in Eukaryota, Fungi, Ascomycota, Sordariomycetes, Hypocreales, Clavicipitaceae.